Molecule: messenger RNA, 1081 nt
Organism: Rhodofomes roseus
Lineage: Eukaryota; Fungi; Basidiomycota; Agaricomycetes; Polyporales; Fomitopsidaceae
Exons: 5
Coding region: 85-801 (238 amino acids)
Source: RefSeq, a predicted model, not a curated record
AUUCCAUCAACGCCACCGUACAACAUUCCUUUCACUGUACCAUCGGUUUUGUCCAGGCAUCUUACCUCUGAGUACUUCGUAUACAUGCUCCGAGCGCGAGGAAACCGUCGCGACGACUCUGCCAACCUGGCGCUGUCGAGUGAGGUUGUCCGCGCCUUGGCGAACGAGCUGAAGAAUCUCAGGAAGAAAAUUGCCCGACUAGAAGACAAACAACGACACCUAGAUGCUAAAGCUCGCGACGCAGAGACCCGUAGCUUGGAUCUCGAGAAUGAGAACAAUCUCUUGAAGACACGUUCAAGAGAGCUGCAAGUGAGGAACAGCGAAACGGAAGGGGAGGUCGCUCGCCUCCAGCAGGAGCUAGACGACACACGAAAGAGCUUACAAGACGCUCGAGUGGGGGUCAACGCCGAGCAACGGAAUAUUCUGGAUGCAGUCUUACGUCCGAUAGAUGGGGGAGAGUCUGUAAGCUCGAAGUCGGACAAUGUCAAACAAGAACUCAACGAGGCUCUGACUCAGUCGAUGUCAGAAAUGCUCGAUAAUAUCCCCGUCACGGUCACUGUAGCAUCCUCCUUGGGUGGACAGCUCAUAAAACCGAGGGAAUGUAAGCCGUUGAAGGAGGAGUCGAACAAAUCUUCUCAUAUUGUCAAGGUUGAGUGCGAUGACAAUCUCGACCGUACCUUCGAAACGUCUCGAAGGAUCUCAGGUAGCGUAGCACUCAAGCGUGAGUCGAACGAGCAGCAGAGCCCACGUCGCAAGAAGCAGAAGAUAAUACUGAACGACUCUGAUAUCCCGAGUCAUUGAAAGUAUGUCCAUGUCAGCGCUGAACAGCCUAGUAGUCGACUCUGUCGAGCCUGGAGUCAGCCCGCCCGUUUGUGUGAGGCUUGCCAGUGAGCUAACUCUGGACGCCUAUUAUUUUUCGUACUUUGUACCUGUUCAUGAACACCUUGGACAUAUCAACUUUGCUCUAUGUGUACGUGUGUCGUCUUGCGUACUAGGCCGUCAUCAACCUACGCGUUCCGCUAGCACUCUGUCCUAACUUAACUUACACUCAGUUGGUCUACAUAAGGAUGAUUACGUCAGA